Messenger RNA from Oryza sativa Japonica Group (Japanese rice), 989 nucleotides. RefSeq names its product phosphoglycerate mutase-like protein 4. The record is from RefSeq and is a predicted model, not a curated record. Gene Ontology annotation, cellular component: cytosol; cytoplasm. NCBI's taxonomy places the organism in Eukaryota, Viridiplantae, Streptophyta, Magnoliopsida, Poales, Poaceae. Gene Ontology annotation, molecular function: phosphatase activity.
GAUUGCAGAUGCCAGUACCAACCACAAUGACUCAAUGAGCGAGCGGACGAUUCCUCCUCCUGUGUCGUCGCAUGGCGAGGACUUCGCCGAGGUUGUGGUGGUGCGCCAUGGGGAGACAUCGGCGAACGCCUUGUGCAUCAUUCAGGGACAAACGGAUAUAGAGUUGAAUGAGGCUGGCAGACAGCAAGCUGUUAUGGUUGCUCGUCGGUUGGCUAAAGAAGCUAAGCCAGUUGCCGUGUACUCCUCUGAUCUGAAGCGUGCUGCCGAAACGGCUCAAACUAUAGCUACAGCUUGCAAUGUGUCCAACCUGGUGUUGAGUCCUGCACUGAGAGAAAGGCACAUGGGAGAUCUCCAUGGUUUGAAGUUUGAAGAUGCCGUCAGAAGCAAGCCUGACGCUUACAAGGCUUUCUCAUCUGAAGACAGAAGCCAAGAAAUCCCUGGUGGCGGGGAGAGCCUUGACCAACUAUCUGAGCGGUGUGUUUCGUACUUGAACACAAUAGCUGGGAAGCACAAGGGUAGGCAGUAUUGGGAGCGAGUGAUUGUGGUCUCCCAUGGAGCGAGCAUCGAGGAACUCUGCAGACACGCCGAUCCAACCAGCUCAGUUCGCAGGAGAAUCCCAAACACUUCGAUCUGCGUCUUCAACAUUUCUGGCUCCACCGGCCAUUGGAUUCUCGAGAGGUUUGGAGAUGUCGCCCAUCUCAACGAAGACGACUUCCCGUAGAAUGCAUUUGGUGGCGAUGAGGCCUCUACGUAGUGCCUCCAACCAACCAACCAACCGGCUUCUUGGGCCAUUUCAUGAAUCCGGGCAUGAACUGUUAUCUGUUUGUCUCUCUUUUCUCUCAAUUUGACAAUUGUAGAACUUUCGUGCUAACUGAGUCACAUCGCAUAACUCACGAAUUCACAAAUUGUAAUUGCUUGAUUGAAACUAGCUACUGGACUUUUCAUAUUUAGUACUAGUUAAAUAGUCACACAUUCGUGUGACUAUAACC